Molecule: messenger RNA, 312 nt
Organism: Clonostachys byssicola
Lineage: Eukaryota; Fungi; Ascomycota; Sordariomycetes; Hypocreales; Bionectriaceae
Source: the annotation of a GenBank genome assembly
AUGCAUUUUAUCCAGGCCGUCGUCUCUAUCUUCACCCUCCAAACGCUUGCAACAGCACAGCUGGCGGACCCUGUACUUGUUGCCCGCAACGAGUUCCAAGUCGCCCGUGAGAAUUACCUUGCUGCCCGAGACGAGUAUCUUGCGGUCCGCGAUCUUCAUCUCCGCGGCACACAUGGUGUCGGAAAAUGCAAGAAACAGGGCAGUCAACUGUAUUGCGACACUGGUGACAUCAAGCUCAUGCGUAUGCCCAAAACCCCUUGUGGGCCGAGUAUGAAGGCCGGCGAUACCUGUCGUUACAUUAUGUACAAUUAG